Molecule: messenger RNA, 3057 nt
Organism: Parnassius apollo (apollo)
Lineage: Eukaryota; Metazoa; Arthropoda; Insecta; Lepidoptera; Papilionidae
Source: the annotation of a GenBank genome assembly
AUGGAAUCAAAUGGAACGCGCAAAGGGCCGCUGCCUGGAGGUCGCCAGGGCGCGUCUGGAGCUGGCGCUGGACGCGACAGCAUGCGAACCGCCAGCCGAGCGCGAGGUGCUGCACGACCACCCAGCAGCUCCUCGCAUCCAUCAUCCCCACCAGCUGGCUUGGUGUCGGCAGGGUCUUCGCGGGCUCAGCAAUCGGCACCCGCCACUGGUGGAGUACGCCGCAUGCGUUGGACAACCCAGAUGAACAGCAACGCAUUGCGGGCGUAUUUUAGGGCGAAAGGGGGAGAAACUGGAGGUUUUGCGUAUCGGGCAAGGAUGCAUCGACUUUUUGCUGAGCUGGAGCCAUCUGUAAUCGUCACCGAGCAAAACCUGGCAGACCGAGUUCGGUAUAUCUUGCGCUCAAAUACAUUUGAUGUCACCGAACUCGAACGGCUACGACGUGAGGCUGUUCCUUCAUCGGGUGAAAAUGCUGCGGCUGAGGAUGCGGCGCCACAACUUGCUGAGCAAACGGCAAAUGUGGAUGCCGCCGUGAAUACGCCAGUUGUGGUUGAUUCAAACGAUGAUGGAACAGUCGCCCAGGAACUGGAACUAGAGCAAAUGAGGAGUACAUUGGAAGAGGCGAUUGUGGAAACGCGCAGUACGACUCUCGAAAAUCGACCGCGACUUCCCCGCUUAGCCCUAAGCAAGCGGAAUCGGGCUGUCGUGAGGGCUCUGAACCCAAUGCUGGUUACCUAUUUGGAAGCCAGCCGGGACCUUUGCGAUACGGACUCAAUUCUUUUUGGCGCCGCACUGGCAGUCUGCCGUAUUAUAGGUGCCAAACUUUCCACGGCUGGACGCGCUACUGGACAAAGUAGUGCUAUCCCAGCCUGGAGAAUAAGAAUUGAAGAACGUAUCGCAAAGGCUAGGGCCCUCAUCGGCAGACUGAUAUGCUUCAGGUCAGGCAAUACCAGGCCAAGGAUUGUGCGCACCGUCAGGAUGGCGUUUGCUGGGACAAAUGUUAGUUUGUCCCAGCCGGAUAUAAUGCAAAAACUGACGGAGCGCAUAGACGACCUGAAGCAAAGAAUAGCUGCUUGGGGAAAGCGGAUUCGGCGAUAUACCGAGAGGUCGACACGGUUCAACCAGAAUCGUCUCUUCCAGAGUGAUCAGAAGAGGCUCUAUAAAUCAUUGGAGCGACCAAUAGUAAGUGGAACGGGCCCUGCACCAAAUCUGGCCGACAUGGUCGCAUUCUGGCGCAGCCUGUGGUCAGAGCCCGUAAACCACAACGAGGGCCCUUGGACGGAAGUUGUGGCGAGUCAGUGUGCGAGUAUUACGCCCAUGGACCCCGUCAUCAUAACGCCGGAUGACGUAGCUGAGGCGGUCCGUAGGGCCCCGAACUGGAAAAGUCCGGGGCUUGACGGGCUGCAUCACUACUGGCUGAAGGGGUUCAUGGUGUGUCACUCUGUGCUCGCCCGACAGUUUCAAGAGGCUCUCAACCAGAAGUCGCUCCCAAGCCUCUUCACUACUGGGAUCACUCAUUUGGUUCCUAAAGAUCAGGGUGCCAUAGACCCGAGCAAAUACCGCCCCAUCACGUGGAAAUCAGAAAAUGUGUGGGAUCGUUUAACGCACACUCGUCCUGAGUUGAUCGCUGAUGGCACCAAUGGGGACAUUGCUUGCGAUUCUUAUAACCGUUACCUUGAGGAUGUGGAUGAAUUAGCUUACCUUGGAGUCGACUUCUACCGCUUCUCGCUAUCUUGGGCUCGGAUCCUACCAACAGGUCGAGUCGAUUAUGUAAAUCUGGACGGAAUUCGUUACUACAACGCUCUCCUUGAUGCUCUUGCGGAAAAGAACAUCGAACCACUGGUAACAUUAUUCCACUGGGAUCUACCUCAAUCACUUCAAGACCUCGGAGGUUGGGCAAACCCGAAAAUGGUUGAUUACUUCCGUGACUACUCUGACCUCUGCUUUAAAGAGUUCGGUGACAAAGUCAAAUCAUGGAUCACCGUCAACGAACCCUAUGAAAUUUGUGAGGAUGCUUAUGGCGAUUUGAAGAAAGCUCCGGCUCUUGAUAGUCACGGUGUGGGGAACUACCUAUGCAGCGAUACACUACUUAAAGCACACGCUGAGGUCUAUCACCUCUACAACGAUACCUACAGGCCAGUGCAAAACGGUAGGAUAAUGAUCUCGCUCAACUCCAUCUGGUAUGAACCCAGCGACCCAAGCAACGCCGAACAAGUCGCCUUAGCUGAAGUGGCAAAUCAGUUCAAAUUCGGAUGGUUCGCUCACCCGAUUUUCACCGAAGAAGGUGGAUACCCAGCGGUAAUGGUAGAGAACGUAGCCCAACAGAGCGCUGCUGAAGGUCUUCCUAAACCACGAUUAGAACAAUUUGAUGAAUACUGGAUUCAGAGGAUCAAGGGAACUUCAGAUUUCCUUGGUAUAAACCACUACACGACACAUUUAAUAACCGGAGCAGGAGUCGAUCCCACCGCAAAAUCACCUUCUUGGCUCAAAGAUAUUGGAGCCGUAACAACUAUGGAAGUCGGCGGUGACUCAGCUUCUGAAUGGCUUAGGGCUGAUAAAGAAAGAGAGAGAGAGAGAGAGAAGGAAAGAGGGAAAAAGAAGAAAAUAUUUAUCAAUAUAAACUCUAAUUUACAGGUGGUGCCAACUGGUUUCGCUAACCUACUCCGCUGGUGCAAGAGCUCUUACAACGAUCCACCGAUUUAUAUCACUGAGAACGGUUAUUCAGACCGUGGUACUUUAGAGGAUUACGGACGUAUCAAAUACUUCAACCCUAACAAUAAUAAUCCUAUUUACGACUACCUUACAGAAAUAUUGAAUGUUAUAUACGAAGACGGCGUUAAAGUUCUGGGAUACACGGCCUGGACGUUAAUGGAUAACUUUGAAUGGAGAGCUGGCUUCUCCGAACGCUUCGGAUUUUAUUACGUAGACAUCACAGAUCCCAAUAGGCCACGCACACCAAAGUUAUCUGUAGAAUAUUAUAAAAAAUUGAUUGCCCACCGCGAACUGCCCCAAGAUGACCGCUUCAAGGAUCCCUUGCAAAUAUCCAAAACCGAACUAUAA